ACUACUUAAGGAGCGUUUCACGGACUGUAUGCCGUCUUUAUAAAUUAAGGGAAUGUUUGGUUUUCGCAAGAGCAGACUUCUCGCGGUACAAAUGCGACAGAACAAUUGCAUUUAACAUCGGAGCAGCAAGUGCUUUGCUUGGACACGCGAGAUGGCCAGAGCGCGAUGCAUUCAGCACCUGUCAGGAUGGUUUGUUCUGUUCAGCUUAAUGACACGCCAGAGUCACUGCAUUGAGACAGUGAAUGUCGUGGACUUCUGUGGACAGACAAUACAGGGGGACGGCAUGAUCGUAAAGUCCCACCAGGAGUCCCGGAAGUACUACUUUGUCUCUAUUGGGACAGACUGCCACCUCACCAUGCAGUCCGCCACCCCCCGGGACAAGGUGCAGUUCUACUUCCGCUUCUUUCUAGUCUACAGCCUGCUAAGAGUGUCCCCAAACAGCCCCGCACCCCUCUUCCCAGAAUCACCCAGGGGCUCCUCCUCAUCUGGCCCAACACGGCCUGAUCUGAGCUUGGAGCCAACCACUGGCGAGGGGCCUGAAGACCCCUGCCAUGCUGGCUCUUACAUCCAGUUCUAUGAUGGGAGGGAUAAGUCUGCACCCCCUAUUGGCCAGCCACUCUGUGGAAAGAGCCCUCCCCGACCAGUGUUGUCCACGGGCAACUUUCUAACUCUACGCCUUGUGACCCGAGGAACUCAGCCAAGGGUGGACUUUGUUGGAGACUUCACUUCAUUCAGGCUGGGUUUUAACCAAUCAGAAUGCAGCGGAGAACCUUACUUCAACUGUCGCAAUGGGAAGUGUAUUCCCAUGAGUCUGGUUUGUGAGGAUGAUAAAGGCAUUGACAACUGUGGCGAUGGCAGCGACUUAAUCGAUUACCCUGGUUGCAAUGGUCCUCUAUCUACACCUAAGCCCCCACAGCAUCAUGUUACCCAACCAGGACAGAUGCUGAAUGUUCCCACACGGACAGUGUCCACGUUAAAGAACUGUGCCACUCCAAAUGGCAUUCCUGAUCCAAACUCUGUGACUGAUUCCCAGUCUUCCAUUUCUCUGCUGGCGCUGUAUGUGGUCCUGGGUGUGACUGCAGGAGGGGUUCUCAUGUGCUGGUGCUGUUGGGCCCCCGGCUGGUUCUUGUGGCGCGUGAGUGUGUUUCGAUUCUUGCCCUGCUGUAACUCCUGCUGUGCUUCCUGCCAGCUCUGCGGACGGAGCUGCUCGCAAAACAAGGACCACCGACUGGCCAAGGUUACUCCGGAAGGAGCAGCGACUCCUGUGUCUUCCACCACCACGGUGGCUGUGUAG
Messenger RNA from Puntigrus tetrazona (Sumatra barb), 1294 nucleotides. It is a transcript of the gene ldlrad2, whose product is annotated as low density lipoprotein receptor class A domain containing 2. The record is from RefSeq and is a predicted model, not a curated record. Lineage: Eukaryota; Metazoa; Chordata; Actinopteri; Cypriniformes; Cyprinidae. Gene Ontology annotation, molecular function: protein binding. Bases 152 to 1294 code for a protein of 380 amino acids. The transcript has 5 exons.